UCUUGUUUUUUUUUUUAAAGAAAGUUGUGGUGUUUUAUAUAUCAGUAUUUAUUUUUAAUUGGUUGGUGCCGUUGUUCCAAUGAUAAGGAGGUCGGUCUUUGUUUGAAUCAAAUAUAAUCUCUUGGGAUUGGCAUUUGUCUCCGGGUGGGCAGGAACAUGAACCCCAUGGAUUGUCUCAUCGCGACUUGUGUGAUGUUUCUGCUCUGAUCCUCUUUCCCGAUUUGCUUCCCACUACGACUCCCAUCAUUCCUUUUGAUUCUCAGUCCUCUUCCUUCCUUUCAGGAAAGUCUAGCGAACUGUCGAUACUCGAUACUGACUCCACCGCGAAGGGAUCGGAAAAUCUGUCUCUAAUUUGUAAUCGCAAUCUCUUGCUGCUAAUGUCAUGAUGUACCCGAACCAAGCUUUUUCUUCUGGGUCCUACGCGGAGAUGUUGUCUGGAAAUUCCCUUUUACCUCAUAACUUUACAGAAACUGUAGGAAGCCAAAAUGAGGUGAAGUUCAUCACAAGCGUAGGUGACACUGUGGCCAUGCAAUCUAUUGAUGGGCAUUCCAACACUGCAGCAGGUGAUCCAUCUUUCUCAAGGACGCCACUGGGGCUCGUUGACAGCGAACAGAACAUACAGAGCCAGGGCUUGUCUCUUAGCCUUGGCACGCUUAUGCCUGUUCCUCCCUUCCAAUACCACUAUCCCUCCACCGGCUUUUCGUCAUUUGUGACUCCAAGUCUUCCAAACUUUAAGGGCACUGUUUCUCUUAAAGAUGACGAAGGUGCUGAAUGCAUGGCACCUGUGUCUUCUGGAGGUUUUAACAACUCCAUCCAAAAGGAGGCUUUGUACCAUCCGCACUUCUCACUCUACCACAAGGAAGUCCCCAAUGAUCCGUCGUGUCUGCAUGGGACCCAAGGUUUUUCGAACGCUGCCUUAAACUCUCAAUACCUUAAAGCAGCACAGGAAUUGCUUGAUGAAAUUGUUAAUGUACGAAAGGCUUUAAAGCAACCUGGACUGGAAAAGCACAAAGGUUCCCGUGACAUUGGAUUAGAUGGCUCCAAAGAAUCUGAUGAAAAGUCUACCAGUCAGUCUAUGCAGAAGCAGGACCCUAAUGCUUCAUCUGCCAAUGCCUCAUCUGAAUUGUCACCCGCAGAACGGCAGAGUUUGUUGGAUAAGAAGGCGAAGCUUUUGUCCAUGUUAGACGAGGUAGAUAAAAGAUACCGGCAAUACUGCCAUCAGAUGCAAAUGGUGGUCUCAUCUUUUGAUAUGGUUGCUGGUUGUGGGGCGGCUGAACCAUACACUGCACUUGCUUUGCGAACAAUUUCUCGCCAUUUUCGUUGUUUGCGUGAUGCUAUUAGUGGCCAAAUCCAAGUGACUCAGAGGAGCCUUGGAGAACAAGAGGGGAUACCUCGUCUCCGCUAUGUUGAUCAGCAGCUGAGGCAACAAAAGGCCCUCCAGCAGCUUGGCGUGAUGCGACAAGCUUGGAGGCCCCAGAGGGGACUUCCUGAAAGUUCUGUUUCGAUACUUCGUGCUUGGCUCUUUGAGCAUUUCCUUCAUCCUUACCCAAAAGAUUCGGAGAAAAUUAUGCUGGCAAGGCAAACUGGCCUGACCAGGAACCAGGUGGCAAACUGGUUCAUCAAUGCAAGGGUGCGUCUUUGGAAGCCAAUGGUUGAGGAAAUGUACAAAGAAGAGUUUGGUGAUUCUGAGAUGGCAAGCUGCAAUCUCUCAUCUGAAAGUACCCCACAAGGUCCAAGAGAUAAUAAAGGGGAAGAAUCGCAGGGCAAUGUUAAAGCUGCUAAUAAUGUCCCACAGGGGCAGCUUCAUGAGUUGAAGCUAGACCAGAGCUCUGCUACAGAAUUUGAUACUGCCCAUGGAGAAGCUGUCAUGCAUUCUAAAAUUAUGAAAUUGCAGGGUGAGCAAAGGCUUAAUAUGAACAAUAACUUUUAUUCGGGCGGACCUAUGCCAACCAACCACAACGGUGAUAACUGCCUAAUGCCUUCUGAUACGGCCUCAUACGAUUUAUCAGAGCUGGGUAGUUUCCAGGUGGGCGGCCAUGUGUCUCUUGCGUUGGAGUUGCGCAACUGUGAAACCGAGGAAUUCACCGCAUCUGAUAAUGGUUUCAACAAACAACGUAACCAGACGUUAGGUUCUUCCCCAGAAAAUAAUCUGAUCGAUUAUCAUUUCACAGAUUCAGGAAAGCAACAAAACAGGUUCAGUAAUCCUCAUCUAAUGCAUGAGUUUGUCGUCUGAGACCCGCAUGCCCAUAAAGAUCCGGGGAGGAAACGAAGUUGAUGCUUUGAGGGAUCGCUGGAAAGGUUGUAUAAUUAGAGUAGACAAAGGAAGCUCAUGUUGUUUACUCUGUUGCUCAUUCUUGUUGCCCCUUGUUCAUAAAGUGAUGAAUAUCACAAAACGUACAAAUAUACUCGUAGAUAUGUGUAGAUAUUCACUUGUAAUAUUACAGAUGAUUGAUUGUAAGUGCAGGCAAUUUUGUAAGGACAAGAAUCACAUCAUGCGCAUGCAUGAUGUGGAAUAAGGAAUCUGAUGGGAUGUUACAAGUACGAUGUGGAACUGUUGGCUUGUUAAUAGAACAUUCUGCAGCCUUUCACGUGUUAAAGCAAUAGUGCACAAAAGAUGGAACGGUACAU
Molecule: messenger RNA, 2628 nt
Organism: Neltuma alba
Lineage: Eukaryota; Viridiplantae; Streptophyta; Magnoliopsida; Fabales; Fabaceae
Product: BEL1-like homeodomain protein 7
Exons: 5
Coding region: 383-2233 (616 amino acids)
Biological process (GO): regulation of DNA-templated transcription
Molecular function (GO): DNA binding
Source: RefSeq, a predicted model, not a curated record